CCCAGUUGACCUGAGCUGCUGUGCGCACUGUGCGAGUGUGUGAGCGGAGCCGGAGCUCUGCGUUCAGCCCAGCUGUCUGUCCAUCAGCAGCACCGCGCGCGGCUCCCAAGAGACCUGGGAGAUGAAUCCUCCAAUCCUGAGACAAUGAGAUGCUUCACAUCGUGACUGUUCCCUUUACACCCCAUCAUAACCUGGUGGGACACUCUGGGAUAUACUAUAUAGGACAAGAGCACCUCCAUUAGAAAAACCAGUGCAAAAUGUAUCUAACUCGGAGAAAGAGACUUCAGUUGACCCGUAUUAUAUUUCUUCUGUCUGGGGUUUUGCUUUGUUGUAUAUACCAACUAACAGUUAGAACCAGAUUACCAGGACCCUGGACCGAACCUCAGAUUGGAGAAAAUCCCAAAGUUGACCUUGAAAAUGCUACUAAAGGACUAGCAGGGAAAGCCGUAGCACCAGCUAAGCUGACCACCACUGCUGUGGGAGAAGGUAUAUCGUUGCAAACAGAGCAUAAGUCAGACACAACUGCAUCCGCCACCCCUCUGAGACCAGAGAAAACAGAAACAACAGCGGUACGCCCAGCGACCACCACAAACAAGACAAUUGUCCGCUGCGUCUAUGUAGAUCCAGACCUUCCGAAGCCCACUCCAGUUCCUACACCAGCACCUGAACCCACUCACCCUACACCUACAAUCAGCAUCCCUGGCCCUGCAGAGCCCCCUCCCGUAAAGGGUGAAUAUCCUCAGGACAUCUUCUCAAUUGAAGAACGACGGAGAGGCUGGGUGUUACUGCACGUCUUUGGGAUGAUAUACAUGUUUGUUUCUUUGGCCAUUGUGUGUGAUGAGUUCUUUGUCCCUACUCUUGGUGUCAUCACUAAAAAGCUGGAGAUUUCAGAUGACGUUGCGGGUGCAACAUUCAUGGCGGCUGGUGGCUCUGCUCCUGAACUCUUUACUUCCCUGAUUGGUGUCUUUAUCUCACACAGCAAUGUGGGCAUAGGAACUAUCGUAGGCUCAGCUGUAUUUAACAUCCUUUUUGUAAUCGGAAUGUGUGCUUUGUUCUCACGGGAGAUGCUCUACCUCACCUGGUGGCCUCUCUUCAGAGACGUGUCCUUUUACAUCUUAGAUCUGAUCAUGCUCAUCAUCUUUUUCUUGGACAAUACCAUCGUGUGGUGGGAGAGCGUAAUGCUGGUGGCUAGUUAUGCAAUCUAUGUCUACUUCAUGAAAUACAACGUUCAGAUUGAGCGAGCAUUCAAGUCGCAGCUCCUCAGGCACAAGAACAUCGUCAAAGUCAUCCCAGUAGAGGAGCCUGAGAAGGAAAAUGGGACACCAGUUGAAACUAAUUCUACUCCUGAGCCUGAAGACAAGAAUCUAUUAAAGCUGAGGCCCACACUACAACGAGGGGGUAGUUCAGCAUCUUUGCAUAACAGCACCAUGAGGAACACCAUUUUCCAGCUCAUGAUUCACACACUGGACCCUUUGGGUGAGGACUCAGUGAUAAAUGGGGGUACAAAGCCAAGCAGCUCUUUGGGAAGUAAAGUGAAGUUUAAAGACAAGGCUCAGAUUUUGAACAGCAUGGCCAGGGGGAGAGUAGAGGGCAAAGAGAAGGAAAAAUCAGGCAAAGGUGAAGAUUGUAAGAUAGAGGAACGAGAGGAAUCCAAAGAGCCAGCAGGUGCACCUUCUUCUAAAAAGGCAGACACCAAGGAAAAGCCAGAGGGACAGAAGGAGGAAGAAGAGGCAGUAGCAGGAGAGGGAGGGGGCUCAGAAGGAUCAGAAGGCUCUGAUGAUAGUGAUGAGGACAGUGAUGAGGACAGUGAUGAGGACAGUGAUGAGCACAGUGAUGAAGAUCAGGAUGAAGAUGGCUUAGAGGAUGAUGAUGGAGAGGAAAAUGAGGAGCCUCUGUCCUUGGACUGGCCAGACACCAGAAGGAAACAAGCCACGUACCUGUUUCUUCUGCCCAUUGUAUUUCUUCUGUGGCUCACCAUACCGGAUGUCAGAAAUCCAGCAUCCAGGAAGUACUUUGCCAUCACCUUCCUGGGUUCCAUAGUGUGGAUUGCUAUUUUCUCCUACCUCAUGGUGUGGUGGGCGCAUCAGGUAGGUGAAACCAUUGGCAUUUCAGAAGAGAUAAUGGGUCUCACCAUUCUGGCAGCGGGUACAUCCAUUCCUGACCUAAUCACUAGUGUGAUUGUAGCUCGCAAAGGCCUGGGAGACAUGGCAGUUUCCAGCUCUGUAGGCAGCAACAUAUUUGACAUUACUGUGGGGCUGCCUGUGCCCUGGUUAAUGUAUUCAUUCGUCCAUGGGCUGGCACCUGUGGCUGUCAGCAGCAAUGGACUUUUCUGCGCCAUCGUGCUGCUCAUCCUCAUGCUCCUUUUUGUCAUCAUCUCCAUCGCAGUCUGUAAAUGGAGGAUGAAUAAAAUGCUGGGCUUCACCAUGUUCAUGCUCUACUUUGUGUUCCUUGUGCUCAGUGUAAUGCUGGAGGACCGCAUUAUUGUCUGUCCCGUGUCAAUUUGAGCAACACCUUAAAUUCCUAGUGUCUACUAAAUUGUUAAACAUUCCAGGGUAUAAUCAGUCAUUUUUUCCUGUUUUAUUUCAUCUCUCCCUACUAACCACCUGAAAAGAU
Molecule: messenger RNA, 2613 nt
Organism: Clarias gariepinus (North African catfish)
Lineage: Eukaryota; Metazoa; Chordata; Actinopteri; Siluriformes; Clariidae
Gene: slc24a1
Product: solute carrier family 24 member 1
Exons: 11
Coding region: 258-2504 (748 amino acids)
Biological process (GO): long-term synaptic potentiation; intracellular calcium ion homeostasis; long-term synaptic depression
Cellular component (GO): membrane
Molecular function (GO): calcium channel activity; calcium, potassium:sodium antiporter activity
Source: RefSeq, a predicted model, not a curated record